ACAUUUCAUCUCCACAGGUCUGUAUUUGCUGAGGUGCAGGAUGUCUGCUCUGAGGCUGAUCUCUAACAGGACCUCCCAGCAGGCCUUGUCCAACUCUGAUUACACCUGGGACUACGAGUACUAUGAGUAUGGACCUGUGUCAUUUGAAGGCCUCAAGGCUCAUAAGUAUUCCAUUGUGAUUGGAUUUUGGGUUGGUCUUGCAGUUUUUGUCAUCUUCAUGUUUUUUGUCCUGACCCUGCUGACGAAGACAGGAGCACCACAUCAAGACAAUGCAGAGCUUUCUGAAAAAAGAUUUCACAUGAAGAGCUUUGUGGCAGAAUUUGGAAGGCCUCUGGAGUCUGAGAGGGUCUUUUCUCACCAAAUGGCUGAAGAAUCCCAGUCACUUUUCCAUUUCUGCAUUAAUGAAGUGGACCAUAUGAACAAAGAAAAAGAGAGCCAGAAAGGUCCAAGUCUGGAGGGUAAUACCCACUUCCAGGAGGUUCCCAAGAGCGGUGCAAUGUUUGAGGAAGACCUACAUUGUCUUACAAAAUUUAACAUUCCUAACUUUGUGAACACUGAGCAGAACUCUUCAUUAGGUGAGGAUGAUCUCCUCAUCUCAGAGCCACCAAUCAUUUUAUAAAGCAAACUGGUUAUGCAAUCUUAACAUUGGAUCCUUGAUUGAAGAAUCCUUUACUUUAAGGUAAACAUCCCCAUUAUUGUCCAGUUUGAAGCCUUUCUUGGCCUCCUGCUCCUUUGACAGAAAGCAUUUCAGACCUGUGCUUUUUAUUGUAUGUAAGAGUGGCUGUACUGAUAGAGCUCACUUUAGAUAAGAAGAAAGACACCAAAUGCUUUAUUCUGAUGCAUUCUGUGGUCUAAAACUUCUGCCCAGUAUUAUUUUUGCUUUUUGAUUUUUGUUUUUUUGUUUCUUGCACUGUUCUUCAUUUUUUAAACAACUACUCAUGACCAGCUUCUGAAGGAUAAUAAUUCACAAGGACUGUGAAGGCUGAGCCUGGCAUUGGGAGGUCUGUGAAAAUUCAUUGGCCAAGAAAAGUGUAAAUCUCCAAGGAGACUGAAGAAAGGAAUAAACAGCCCCUGGGGAUGCUCUGUAGUUUCUGCUGCUCCCAAUAAGGAUGCCUGAAGCUGAGCACCACAAUAAAUCCUGCUUGGGACUAACUUCACUUUCUGAUCCCUAACUGCUUUUUGGUGCAGGUUAAACCCAAUUUUACAAAGCUUCCAGAGGGAAUACCUUGCAAGUGAAAUUGUUUGGUUACAGUGUUUACAAAAUGCUAUCACCACCUGCUGCUGAGUAAAAAAAAAUUGAUGCCUGUAAUUAUAACUCAGAAUGACACCUCAGCAGCUGCCCCUGAUGACAUAAAUUAGUAUUCUACACACAAACUGUGAUUUGACUCCUUUUUUUUUUUUUUUUUUUUUCCUGCUAGUUGCUGAUGUGAAAUUCUAGUUCAGUAAUUACAGGAUUCAGUAGCUAAAUCAUAGGAAAUAAGAAAAAACCUAUUUUUCUUCUGUCAAUAAAGUUACUACAUGCAAAUGGUGGUGGUAUGUUAAGCUGGUGUCAUGUGUUGCUAACAGGCUGAACCUCCCCAUGCUUUUUGCCUUUACAAAAGGUCAUUUCUUUAUUCAUUGGCCACUGAAGUGCUAGCAGGCUUUGAGCUGAGAGGACCAACUCCAAAAGUACAGCUAAACUAUGCCUGCUUCAUCUUCUUUUUGUCCUCAGCUGGGCUAGUGUUGCAACCCCAGCUGUUCUCCAGUGAAAGAUUUGGUAAGGAUUUGAAUAGGUAUAGUUUCAAUCUUUAUUUUUUUAGAGAUGGAAUUAAGUUCUGAACCUUUGAGAGUACUUAAAAUUGUAUUUCAGCUUUCUUCAAAUGACUGAAUGGUUUUAGAGCAAGCAUAUAAGAUGCAGAGGUACCAGGUUCAAACCCUUUGCUGGAUUUCGAGUAUGCUCUGCAGGAAGUCCUUAAAUGAAAAAGAAUGGAUUCCGGACAUGCCUAACUGGAUUUUCUUGAAAUUAACAUGCUUUGUAUCCAACACAUCUGUGUUCCAGAUUAGAGACCUGCUGAUACAUUCUUCAGUCACUAAAAUGCUGAUUAAUUCAUCCCUUCUUCACCUUACAAAUAGGAAAGAGUGAAUGGGUUGAGCAUUUAAAGAAUACAAAUUGGUGUAGGAAGAGUACAAGGAAAUGUUUUUUGUUUUUAUGUCCUAUGCCCUUAUUACACACCACUUACAGCACAAUUUCCUGUUUUCAAAUGUGAUUUUUGCAGGACUUGCUGGUGUUUAAAGCAGCAGGAUUACACUUAAAACAAAGCAGACACUCUUUAAGACUAGCAGGUUAUUGCUGAAAGUAGUUCCCAAAGAGUGAAAUGAGCCCUGCUCUGAAUGAGCACAGCUCCAGUAAAAUGUCUCCAGUGCAGAAAAAGCCUUGUUUCACAGGAAGUACAUA
Messenger RNA from Melospiza georgiana, 2434 nucleotides. RefSeq names its product melanocortin 2 receptor accessory protein 2 (gene MRAP2). Gene Ontology annotation, molecular function: type 1 melanocortin receptor binding; type 5 melanocortin receptor binding; corticotropin hormone receptor binding. Bases 41 to 619 code for a protein of 192 amino acids. Gene Ontology annotation, cellular component: plasma membrane; endoplasmic reticulum. Gene Ontology annotation, biological process: protein localization to plasma membrane; regulation of adenylate cyclase-activating G protein-coupled receptor signaling pathway. The transcript has 3 exons. The record is from RefSeq and is a predicted model, not a curated record. NCBI's taxonomy places the organism in Eukaryota, Metazoa, Chordata, Aves, Passeriformes, Passerellidae.